AUGGCUUCCCAACUCCAAUUCAUCGAGCCUGCCGGCACAAUCACCAAAUCAACUAUCGAAUCAGUAUCCUCUGAACAAUACGGUUCAUCAAGAUCCCUCACAGCAGGACUUUGUUCUCUUCGAGACCAGAACUCCGAACGUUCAUCAUACCCCUAG
Molecule: messenger RNA, 156 nt
Organism: Sclerotinia sclerotiorum 1980 UF-70
Lineage: Eukaryota; Fungi; Ascomycota; Leotiomycetes; Helotiales; Sclerotiniaceae
Exons: 1
Coding region: 1-156 (51 amino acids)
Source: RefSeq, a predicted model, not a curated record